UUAUUUUAUGAAUUUAUGUAUUAAAAAUUAUUGAUUAAAGAAAAAAAUAUGAAAUUUGACCAAUUCCUUGUCUCCUAUCUUCUCUUUAGCCAUUGUUGCAUCCUCUGUUUGCAGAGAAAGCUUUCGGUGCCAUGAAAGUUGAAGCAACUAUCAGACAGUAUAAUCAUACGGGGAAGUCCACAAGGAUCAAAUGGAGAAACCCAUCAAGAAGAAAACAAAACAGUAAGCCAUGGCUUCUUCUUCUUCUUCUUCUCUCCAGCUUCCUCGUCUUCUUCUUCUUGAAUUCUACCAGGUUUAGCUUCAGAUUCUCACUCAACAACCAUCGACUGAACGUUACUAGUUCGGUUACCAGUAACAGAGCUUCAAGCACACAAGAAGAACUGACACCAGAGUACGAUAAAAACCCCUGCCUGGGUCGAUACAUUUACAUCCAUCAUCUUCCUGGGAGAUUCAACGAAGAUGUGGUUAAGAACUGUGAGUCGCUUAACAGACCAACUGAUAAAUCCAGCAUGUGCGACAACAUCAAAAACUAUGGUUUUGGUCCGGAGAUUGAAAAUUCUAAUGGAGUUUUAUCAAAUAAGAGUUGGUAUUCUACAAACCAGUUUCUCCUCGAGGUCAUCUUCCAUGCGAAAAUGAAGAAAUACAAGUGUUUGACAAACGAUUCGUCACUUGCAUCCGCCAUUUUCAUACCAUUCUAUGCAGGUCUGGAUCUCCGCCGCCAUCUAUGGCGGUUCACCACAUCGGUUAGAGACUCCUCCGGGAUUGACCUGGCGAAGUGGCUUGUGGAAAGGCCAGAGUGGAGAAGAAACUGGGGGAAAGACCAUUUCAUGGUUGCCGGGAGAAUUUCCCGCGAUUUCAGGAGAAAGACAGAGAAUAACUCCGAUUGGGGAAGCAAGUUUAUGCUCUUGCCGGAAUCUCAAAACAUGUCAAUUAUGUCGAUUGAAUCAAGCUUCACCUCCAAUGAAAUCGCCAUUCCAUAUCCAACAUACUUUCACCCCUCUGAAAACAGAGAAAUUUUGCAGUGGCAGAGGAGAAUGAGAGAAACCAAAAGAGAAUUUCUCUUCUCUUUCGCCGGCGCUCCAAGAUCACGACGAAAAGGUUCUGUAAGAGAUUUAGUCAUCAGCCAAUGUAAAUCAUCAAACAAGACAUGCCGGCUUUUGGGUUGUGGAGGAGACUCUGCCUCACAGAGCUGUGACGACCCAGUUAAUGUAAUGAAAUUGUUUACGAGUUCGAUUUUCUGUUUGCAGCCUCCGGGGGAUUCUUACACUCGGAGAUCGAUUUUUGAUUCAAUUUUAGGAGGGUGUAUUCCGGUUUUCUUCCAUCCGGGUAGUGCUUAUGAGCAGUAUUUCUGGCAUUUGCCCAAGAAUCAUUCAGAGUAUUCUGUGUACAUGCCGGGAAAUCAAUUAAGAGACAGAAAAUUCAGCAUUGAACAGAAGUUGCUUGAGAUUACAGAGGACAGAGUUGUAGCUUUAAGAGAAGCGGUUAUUAAGCUGAUUCCGAGGGUAUUAUAUGCAAAUCCCGGGUCUAAAUUAGGGUCCUUUGAAGAUGCAUUUGAUAUAGCAAUUACUAGAAUUCUCAAGAGAAUAUCGAGAGCAGGAGAGGAGAGUGGUAGGAGCUAGCGAGAAACUAGAAUCGGACUCCAACCGGGUUGCUUUGACAAAAACAGGGGAUAGACAGAGGACGUUCAGGGAGAUCAUUCAGCUUCCGUUUGGCAAAACAGAUUAAAGACAAGGGAGGACCAGAACAGGAUUAUUGAUAUAUCAAAUCUUUAAAGACUUAAAAAUUUUGAGUAAUGAUGGUUCCGGGAUUCCAUUGGUUAACCAGAACAGAGGCAGAGGAAGAACUAGCAGACUUCUUUUACACGAUUUGGUAUAAAAAAAAAAAAAACACAGAGGAGAAACAGAGGUGGAGUGAAACGGGAACGUUUUGGUAAAAUUAACGAA
Messenger RNA from Carica papaya (papaya), 1943 nucleotides. The record is from RefSeq and is a predicted model, not a curated record. Lineage: Eukaryota; Viridiplantae; Streptophyta; Magnoliopsida; Brassicales; Caricaceae.